This is a messenger RNA of Tinamus guttatus (white-throated tinamou), 542 nucleotides long. The record is from RefSeq and is a predicted model, not a curated record. Lineage: Eukaryota; Metazoa; Chordata; Aves; Tinamiformes; Tinamidae.
AGGAGGUUUUCCUGGAUCCAGACACAGCUCAUCCCCAGCUCGUGCUGUCCCAGGAUUGCGGAAGUGUGAGAUGGGGAGAGACUUGGCAGAACCUUCCAAACAGCCUGAAGAGAUUUGAACAUUCGUUCUGCGUGUUGGGCCAGGAGGGGUUCACUGAGGGGAGACACUGCUGGGAGGUGGAGGGAGAGGUGGGUGAAGAGCCACGCUGGGCCAUUGGGGUGGCCACUGAGUCCUUGAAGAGGAAGGGAACCAUCUAUUUGAAACCUGAGGAAGGCAUCUGGGCUGUGCAGCAAAAGAAGGGAAGGUUGGAGGCUCUCACAGACCCUCACAACCCCUUGUCCUUGUUUCCAGUCCCCAAGAGGAUCUGGGUAGUUCUGGACUGCACAUUAAAGCACGUGACAUUUGUCAAUGCCGAUAAUGGGGCCAAUAUCUUCAUGUUUGCGUCACUCUCCUUCCUUGGGGGGAAGAUCUACCCUUGGUUUUGGGUGGAAAAAGGAGAAGUUCGUGUGUGCCCCAAGGCCAGCACCUUCCCAACAUCCUAA